Molecule: messenger RNA, 2010 nt
Organism: Colletotrichum godetiae
Lineage: Eukaryota; Fungi; Ascomycota; Sordariomycetes; Glomerellales; Glomerellaceae
Product: heterokaryon incompatibility protein-domain-containing protein
Exons: 3
Coding region: 97-1872 (591 amino acids)
Source: RefSeq, a predicted model, not a curated record
GGAAGCCUACAUGCACUCUUGAACUACACGUGAACAUGAAAGCCACUGACCCUCCGUGCCCUCAUUAGAGUCUGUCGAACCGGUGCUAGUUUUUACAUGUUGAAAGACCAAGGCGAUGAGCACGCAGAGUCCCUGUGUCUGGUUGAGACAGCCCCAGAAGAUAGAGCCCUGACCACAACAAGCAUAUGGCUUGAUGAUUGCAUUUCGAAACAUGCAGAUUAUUGCGGGAAGAAUACGGGCGACUUCGUUCCAACGAGACUUCUCGAUCUUGAGAGUUCCGACAAUGACGAGGUGCGACUGUCAACAUCUAUUCCCGCCCAUGAGAAGUACGCCACUCUCAGUCAUUGCUGGGGCAAAUCCCAGAUUCUCACAUUGCAACGGGCCAACAUGGAAUCUUUCCGAGCCGGCAUACAUGUAGAAAAGCUUCCCAAGACUUUCCGAGAUACAAUUUCCAUCCUCAGGAGACUCGGACUGCGCUAUCUAUGGAUAGACUCGCUGUGUAUAAUCCAAGACUCGGUCGACGACUGGCGGAAAGAGUCCAUCACCAUGGCCGAAGUCUAUCGCAACGGCGUCAUAAACAUUGCCGCUACAGCUGCCUCCGGCGGAGAUGAAGGCCUCUACUUUGGCCACGAUCCAGUACAUUCAAGGCAUCUUCGGAUAUCCUUCUUGCAACCCAUCGACGGCGACCCGUCAGAGGAACAGACCAGCGAAGAAAGACCGCAUGUGGUAGAACCUGGGGACUACAUCCUUCUCAAUAGCAAAAUCUGGCAACGCGGUGUUGAGGAAGCACCAUUGAAUACACGCGGCUGGGUGCUGCAGGAGCGACUCUUCUCCCCACGGGUUCUUCAUUUUUCCAGACACCAGCUAUUUUGGCAGUGCGGCAUGGACUACCGGAUAGGACAAUUUGCGUACUCCAAUGAUCGCAUAGGAUCCUUUGGUAAGGCCUACACCAACCGUGAUCCACGCGCGUUUUCUCAAGUACUCUGGCGUCUGAAGAGUAUGGCAAAGGAAGAAAAGGAUCCGUUCAUGCUCGAAGAGGCCUACCUUCCUUGGGAGGAAGUCGUGACGACGUAUACGGCGCAGUACUUAACGAAAGGCGAGGACAAGCUCAUUGCUGUACAGGCCUUGGCGAAGGCCAUGGAGGAGGCGGUGGACGAUUGCUAUGUCGCAGGACUGUGGGAAAGCCGGCUGGUCGAGGACCUGUUGUGGGCUUGUUCAGCACCGGGUGAGAAAGCGAGGUACUCGCGGCAAAUAACGUGGCGGGCCCCUACGUGGAGCUGGGCCUCGAUCGAUGGCGGGUCGGUGAAGAAGGCGACCUUGACUGGAAGAUAUGCGGGACGUAAAGCCUUUGAUGGGGAGGCUCUUGUGAGGAACGUCAAGUACUGCGUUGAAGGCUAUGACAGGGUCACGACCGGGCAGCUCAAGAGUGCUCGUCUACAGCUCGAAGGUUAUCUCCUGGAGAGCACCGUAUCGUGGGAAGGAGAGGCUCUCUCGAACGAUGGCCACGUCAAGGGCAUCGGUCUGAGAUGUCUCGAUUCUAGAAUUCGCACCUUCGUCGUCUGUCCAGACGAGUGGAGUUGGGGUGGGAUUGGCAAAGCCAACUAUCGGCUGUCAGCAGGGAGCAUCUUGCUUCCGAUAGGAACUCACACCGCCUACAAGCCUGAUGGAACAGACCCAGAGCCGUGCAUCGAAGGUUUGAUAUUGCAAGAUGCUCCCGAGAAAGGAAGUCUAGCGUUCUGUCGCGUAGGCUACUUCAAGUUAGUCGCAGAAGGAACACUCAUCAACGCUUGUUUGAGAGGGGAAGAUGGACCACUACUUGCGAGGCACGAAAGUGCGUCUAGCGAUGGACUGAGUACUUUGAACUUAUUCUGAUUCGGGGACUAUGCCGCGUGGCGUGUUGAAAGUAUGUACAGGAAAGAAAUGUGACCAUGAAUGGUCAAAAAGAGACACGCCGGUCUCUUACAAAACCACUCCGAUGAUGAGGAUCACCAGCCUUUACUUCAAUAAUCG